AUGAAAUUGAUACUAUUCUUUCUCCUCACAUUCUUUUGGAUCUCUGCAGAAUGCAUUCAUCCUCACCCACUUGAUCCUCUAACCCGUUCCGAACUCAACCUUGUUCGAACAAUAAUCCACAAAUCAUACCAAACAUCAACCAAACCAAACAACAUCACUUUUCAAUACAUAGGAUUACACGAACCCGACAAACCAGUUAUCCAAUCAUGGCUAUCCUCAAACACCAAAACCAAACCUCUUCCACCACCACCUCGUCGAGCCUUCAUCAUAGCCAGGUUCCAAAAACAGUCCCUCGAAAUCAAACUAGAUUUUCCAUCUCGUUCCAUAAUCUCAACAAAAAUCUACAAAGGACACGGCUACCCUAUGCUCACCUUCGGUGAACAAUCCAUUGCCUCACAGUUACCAUUCACCCAUGAACCGUUUCACCAUUCGCUAAACAAAAGAGGUCUUAACAUGUCUCAUGUUAUUUGUGCUGCUUUCACAGUAGGUUGGUUUGGAGAGGAAAAGACCAAAAGAACAGUGAAAGUGAAGUGUUAUUACAAGAAGGGUUCUGUUAAUUUGUAUGUGAGGCCACUGGAGGGUGUGGCAGUUGUGGUUGAUCUUGAUGAAAUGAAAAUUAUUGGUUACUCUGAUAAACAUGUGAUUCCAGUGCCCAAAGGGGAAGGCACAGAGUAUCGAGCUUCUAAGAUGAAACCACCGUUUGGUCCAAAGCUUAAAGGCAUAGCUGUCAAUCAACACGACGGACCUGGUUUCACUAUCCAAGGACACUCCGUGAGUUGGGCCAAUUGGGUCUUCCAUUUGGGAUUCGACAUUCAAGCUGGUCCAAUAAUUUCUCUAGCAUCAAUUUAUGAUUUGGAAAAGCAGCAAUAUCGUCAAGUACUAUACAAAGGAUUCAUAUCAGAGGUGUUUGUGCCAUACCAAGACCCAACUGAGGAAUGGUAUUACACAACAUACUUUGAUUGUGGUGAAUAUGGUUUUGGACAAUCUAUGUCGUCAUUACUACCUUUCACUGAUUGUCCUGCAAAUGCUGUGUUCAUAGACGCGUAUUAUUCCAGUUCAGAUGGUACUCCUGUUAAGAUAUCUAAUGCUUUCUGCAUAUUUGAGAAGUAUGCUGGUGAUAUCAUGUGGCGUCACACAGAAAUUGCGCUCCCAAAUGAAGUGAUAACUGAGGUUAGGUCUGAUGUAAGCCUAGUAGUGAGAGCUGUUUCAACUGUGGGAAAUUAUGAUUAUGUUAUUGAUUGGGAGUUUAAACCAAGUGGUAGCAUCAAACUUGGGGUUGGACUUACAGGGAUAUUAGGGAUUAAGGCAGGGACAUAUACCAAUACAGAUCAAAUCAAAGAAGACAUAUAUGGCACAUUGAUAGCUGAUAACACCAUUGGUGUCUACCAUGACCAUUUCCUUACUUAUUAUCUUGACCUCGACAUUGAUGGUGAAGCCAAUUCCUUUGUCAAGGCAAAUUUAGAGACAGUAAGAGUGAAAGAUCAGAAAACACCAAGGAAAAGUUAUUGGACUGUUGUAAAGGAAACAGCUAAAACAGAAAGUGAUGCAAGAGUUAACAUUGGUUUGAAGCCUUCUGAGUUAGUAGUGGUGAAUCCUAAUAAGAAAACAAAACUAGGAAAUACAAUAGGGUACCGUUUGGUUCCAGGAUCAGUUGUGCAUCCACUUAUGGUAAGUGAUGAUUAUCCACAAAUUAGAGGUGCAUUCACUAAUUAUAAUGUGUGGGUGACACCAUUCAACAAAAGUGAGAAAUGGGCUGGAGGAUUAUAUGUUGAUCAUAGCAGAGGUGAUGAUACUUUAGCUGUUUGGAGUCUCAGGGAUAGAGAGAUUGAGAACAAGGACAUAGUCUUAUGGUACACCAUGGGAUUUCAUCAUGUUCCUUCACAGGAAGAUUUUCCGGUUAUGCCAACGUUGAGUGGUGGAUUUGAGCUGAGACCAACCAAUUUCUUUGAGAGCAAUCCAGUCCUUAAAACAAAAUCACCAAAGUCCAUGCACUGCGCUAACUGCACUUCUCAACAUUACUAUUGUUAG
Messenger RNA from Vicia faba (fava bean), 2028 nucleotides. The record is from the annotation of a GenBank genome assembly. Lineage: Eukaryota; Viridiplantae; Streptophyta; Magnoliopsida; Fabales; Fabaceae.